Molecule: messenger RNA, 2534 nt
Organism: Arachis duranensis
Lineage: Eukaryota; Viridiplantae; Streptophyta; Magnoliopsida; Fabales; Fabaceae
Product: protein WEAK CHLOROPLAST MOVEMENT UNDER BLUE LIGHT 1
Exons: 4
Coding region: 343-2262 (639 amino acids)
Source: RefSeq, a predicted model, not a curated record
UAGUAAGGUGGGGAGGAAAGUUGUGGUGGAAAAAUAAUGACAUAUGUAGUUCCAACACGUGUUUGAAUGUCAUUUAGUUUAACAGAAUGUGGGAGUUUAAUGGGAAGGUUGGCAUGAGUUGGAUGCACAAGAAGGAGGACGCCAUCCUGAGUUGUACGUUCCCUUCCUCCUUCAUUGCCUUUACGGCAACCCCAAUCCCAAUCCCAACCCCAAUCGUCUUAUACCCUCUUCCUUCUUCCUCUCCUCUGCUCCUCCUUAUUCAUUCAUUCCUCUCCCUCUUCCGCCUUCUUCAAGGUCCUGUGAGAAAUUCGGAGGAGUCACCAUCUUCAGAGUCUUCCAAUAAUGGAGCCACAUCCAGAAUCCCCAAGGGGUUAUGAUGAAUCUGCAACACUUGUUUCCUCUCAUAACAAGAAUUUCAUUGAUACGGCAUCCCCUUUUGAAUCUGUCAAAGAUGCUGUAUCCAAGUUUGGAGGAAGAGUUGAUUGGAAGUCCCGCCGAACCCAGAGUUUGGAGAGAAGCAAACUUGUAGGACAAGAAAUUUCAAAGACGGAAACAGUAGAGGAAUUGGAGAACACAAAGAAACUUAUAGAAGAACUGAAGACUAACUUAGAGAGGAUAGAAAAAGAAGAGCUUGAAGCAAAAGAAGAGGCAGAUCUCUUGAGUGUUAAGAUUGAGGAGAUGGAGGAGGAUAUUGUGAGUGAAGCCAGUGUGGAAGCCAAGGCACAACUCGAUGCUGAGAAGGCCAGGCAUGCUGCCGCAGUUUCGGACUUGGAAUUUGUCAAAAGGGAACUGGACUCACUCAAUAAGGAGUACACUUGCAUGGUGAGUGAAAGGGAUGUGGCUGCCCGAAAGGCAGAAGAUGCUGUUGCUGCAUCCAAGGAGGCUGAAAAGGCCUUGGAGAAUCUGACUAAUGAGUUGAUUGCAACAAAGGAGUCAUUGAGUGCCACCCGAGCUGCACACCUGGAAGCAGAGGAAAAGAGGUCGGGCAUCGCUGAUGAAGAAUUCCACAAGUGUAGGCUGGAACUAGAAGAGGCAGAGGAGGAGCUAGAGAAGCUCAACAAGCAAGUGUUGUCAGCACGGGUUCUGAAAUCCAAAUUGGAUGCAUCUUCCUCGUUGCUACUCGAUUUGAAGGCUGAAUUAGCAGCAUAUAUGGGAUCAAAGCUGAAAGAGCAAGGCAAUCUAGAGCUGAAGAAGGAACUUGAGGAAGUCAAACUCAACAUUGAGAAGGCAGCUGCUGAGGUUGACAGCUUGAGGGAGGCUUCCAUGUCACUAAAAUCGGAGCUGGAAGAUGAGAAGUCGAUCCUCUCCGGCCUCAGGCAGAGCGAGGAAAUGGCAGCUACUGCAGUGACAACGCUCCAGGAGGAGCUGGAGAAGACUCGGUCCCUGAUAGCUUUCCGGCGGAUGAAGGAGCAAGAAGACAGAGAGAUGAUGAUAGAGCUGCCCAAGAAGCUUCAGGAAGUGGAAAAAGAGGCUGAGGAGGCCAGAGCACUUCUUAAGGCCGCUCAGGCAGAGCUUAUGGAAGCAGAACAGGAGGCUGAACAGGCCAAGGCCCUGGCAACUACAUUGGAGAAUAAGCUGCUGUCAACAGAGAAGGAGAUAGAAUCGGCCAAGGUCUCCGAGAAGUUUGCAAGAGAUGCAAUCAAGGCAUUGGAAAAGACAGAAACCGGCAAAAGCGGGAAUGAGAGCGACCCUUCCAAGGUGACCCUGACACUGGACGAAUACCAGGAGCUGAGCAAGCGAACCUACAAAGCGGAGGAGCAAGCCAAUGCUAGGAUUGCAGCUGCUAAUGCUCAAAUUGAGAAGGCAAAGGAGUUGGAGUUGAGGAGCUUGGAGAAGCUGGAAGAACUUAACGAGGAGUUGUCUGUGAGAAGGGAGUCUCUCAAGAUUGCCACCGAGAACGCUGAUAGGGCCAAAGAAGGAAAGCUAGCUAUCGAAUAUGAGUUGAGAACAUGGAUUACUGAACAGGAGGAGCAGCAGAGAAAGGCUGAUGAACUUAGUCCCGAUACUGAUACCGAGGCUGAACCUAAUGUUGAUGCUGCAACUCCUCUUCCCGACCAACAUUUGUCAAGCUCCAAGUGUAACGAUGCCCCAGUCCUAACUGAAUCAGCGCCAGGCACCGCCCCUGCCUCUGCCCCAGAAGCUCCAGAAGCUCCAGCCCCUGCCCCAGAUACAAAGACCAAGAAGAAGAAGAAGCUCAAGUCACUAUUCCCAACAAAAGUUGUCAUGUUCUUUUCUAAGAGGAAGACGCACCCAGCCAAGUGAUGAGUUUCUCAUCCUUCCAGUCAAACUAGUGAGCUAAGCCUUAACCUAGUCCUUAUUGAUGAAGGGAUUCUGUAUUGCCUGCGAUUCAUUUCUGAUCAUUUGUAUUCAUUCUUUGGUUGCAACAACAAAUUAAUUAUCAUCAUUUACUGUAUUUGUAUAUAAGGUAUGACUGUUUCAGUCAACUAGCAGUUAUGAUCAUAACUCAUACUGUAACGAAGCAUACAUAACCUAUACCUGCCUCAUGCUAACUAGUAACUACUUCCCAUUUCCCA